Calidris pugnax (ruff) is the source of this 3085-nucleotide messenger RNA. It is a transcript of the gene FRK, whose product is annotated as fyn-related Src family tyrosine kinase. Gene Ontology annotation, biological process: innate immune response; cell surface receptor protein tyrosine kinase signaling pathway; cell differentiation. Lineage: Eukaryota; Metazoa; Chordata; Aves; Charadriiformes; Scolopacidae. Gene Ontology annotation, cellular component: extrinsic component of cytoplasmic side of plasma membrane. Bases 478 to 2058 code for a protein of 526 amino acids. The record is from RefSeq and is a predicted model, not a curated record. The transcript has 8 exons. Gene Ontology annotation, molecular function: ATP binding; non-membrane spanning protein tyrosine kinase activity; signaling receptor binding.
GUUCACUGCUGCUCAUAUAACAGGAUCCCAUCUGAGACCAGCAAACACCCAUCCCAAGCAGUAAGUGUUGAGAAGCCUCCCCUGCUUGGAUGUUCUGACUUCAUUGUUUUGCUGUGGGAGAAGCUGCUCUUCGGUCCCCAGUUGUUCCCGGAGCGCAGCCCAGCUGUUGUGUUGUUUUCCUGUUUUGAAGAGGAAGUGAGAAAUUCCCUCCACGUGUGCUGCGGCACUUGGAUACUAAGGUUUCGCUCCCGAUUCAGGAGCUGCCUGUAAUGAGCUCUCCGUGGGGCUUGGAGAGGAGUUUCCAGCUGUGCCAAGAGAAUAGGUGGAAGCUGUGAUCUCAUUUUGCACCAGAGAAGGAGGGGGAGAAGAAAUCCUGCAAGAAGCUAAAAUGUUGAUGGUGCAAAAAUUGGCCUAAGGGUACCACCGGUGGGAAAAGCAAAAGAAAAGCAGAAGCAGAGGAAGGCCCAAGGGAACAGGAUGGGAAACUUUUGUCGGAAGUACUGUGCCUGUUUGAAGCCCUUCAUCCCGUGCUUAUUCUUUAGGAAAGAAGGUGAGCAGGAUGAGAAAGUCGGCCAAGUCUUUCACAACCCUGCUGUGGUAAGGAAUAACUUCCAGGCAGGACAGAAUGACAGAGACAAUAAGAUAAAAGAGAGACCUUUACCUCCGCUGCCAGAACAGCAUCUGGUGAAUAUUUGCAAAUUUGUGGCACUCUUUGACUAUGAGGCUCGCACUGAGGACGACCUGAGCUUCCGAGCCGGGGAUAAGCUUCAAGUGCUGGAUGCACCCCAUCAGGGCUGGUGGUACGCUAGGCUCCUACUGCCAACGGGGUCAGUUUAUUCUCACCACAAGCUCCAGGGCUACGUCCCCGCCAACUACAUAGCUGCUGACCAGAGCAUCGAAGCUGAGCCAUGGUAUUUUGGCCCACUCAAACGAGCAGAUGCCGAAAGACAACUGUCAUACCCUGGAAACAAAGCAGGAGCCUUCCUAAUUCGAGAAAGUGAAAGUCUAAAAGGCGAAUACUCACUUUCAGUUUUUGAUGGUGUAUCUGUGAAGCACUACAGGAUCAGAAAGCAGGAUGAAAGAGGCUUUUACCUAACCAUACGGAAAACUUUCAAAACUCUGCAUGAAUUUGUUGACUAUUACAGUAAGAACAGUGAUGGCCUCUGCAUGGUGCUUGGAAAGCCAUGUAUAAAGGUACAAAUUCCUAGUACUUUCGAUUUGUCAUAUAAAACGGUGGAUAAGUGGGAGAUAGACCGGAAAUCUCUGAAAAUGGUAAAAAAAUUAGGAUCUGGUCAGUUUGGUGAGGUAUGGGAAGGACUGUGGAAUAACACCACCCCUGUGGCAAUCAAAACAUUAAAACCAGGUUCAAUGAAUUCAAAGGACUUUCUGAGGGAAGCACAAAUAAUGAAGAACUUGAGACAUCCAAAGCUUAUACAACUCUAUGCUGUCUGUUCUUUGGAGGACCCAAUUUAUAUUAUUACAGAGCUGAUGAGAUAUGGAAGUCUUCUAGAAUACCUUCAAAAAGAUGCAGGCUCCCAAAUUUUCCUGCAGCAUCAAGUAGACAUGGCUGCUCAGGUGGCUUCCGGGAUGGCUUACCUCGAAUCCCAAAACUAUAUUCACCGGGAUCUGGCAGCCAGGAAUGUUCUCGUUGGUGAACACGGGGUUUACAAAGUGGCAGACUUUGGACUUGCAAGAGUUUUCAAGGUAGAAAAUGAAAAUAUAUAUGAAGUUAGGAAUGAAUCAAAACUCCCAGUGAAGUGGACAGCCCCGGAGGCAAUCCGCUACAACAAAUUCAGCAUUAAGUCAGAUGUCUGGUCAUUUGGAAUACUUCUGUAUGAAAUAAUCACCUAUGGGAAGAUGCCUUAUGCAGGUGUGUCCGGGCACCAGGUGAUCCAGAUGCUGGACAAUGGGUACAGGCUUCCUCAGCCAGCAUCCUGCCCAGCGCCUUUCUACCGGCUGAUGCUGCAGUGCUGGAACGCGGUGGCGGAUGAGCGGCCCACCUUUGAGGCCCUCUGCGAUCAGCUGGAGACCUACUUUGACAAUGACUCCGAGUCCUAGGACCGUUCCCUGAACAUGUUGAAAUGAACCCCUACAGCGUGGGGGGCUAAGGGACCCCCAUGGUGGGGGCUGAUGGACAGAUGCCAGCCAACAUGGCUGAAGGGGAAGAGGGCUGUGAAAUCAGCCUAUCCUUCCUCGUGGAGGUUAUUAGGGGGUGCUGAGGGAUUCUGGUAUGUUCUCAUCCUCGCACUGAGACUCAAAGACACUGAAAAUUUUUGCUGCUGGCAAGUGUUUUGCAAGACUAAGCAUCAGGAAGCUGGAGGGGUGGGGGGCUUUUAAAAAAAUAGAAUGUCUUCCAUCUAUUUUUUAAAUAGCAGAUAGUUUGUCUACUGUUCCUCUUUUACAAGAAUGAACACAAUUAUUAUUAUGAAUUCUUGAAGCUGUUUGCUCUUAGUGCUGUUAAAUAGUGCUAUGGAACUGAUGAGUUAUUGCCAUUGAAGUGUAAAGAUUUAUUUUAUAGUUCUUCAUUUUAGGAAUAUUGGAGGAAAAGAUAUUUUAAUAUGAACUCAAGACUUCCUUAGCUUUUAGAGCGACAGCCCCUCCAAUCCCACUGCCCAAUUCACAGAGCCUCUCCCACAGGACAAUGCCCAGGGCAGGUCUAACUAUUUUGCAGAGGAACUAGCAAUCCAUGCUUUCAUCUUCUCUAGAUGUAACUCUGAUACAGGAAAUUUAAAUAAGAGAUGAUGAUGGUUUUUUUUUGUUCCAUGGGGAAAUAGAUCCAAGGUGCUUCUGCUAGCAGUCUUCACAGCUACAAAUUCUAGGGUUUUUUUUCAUUUUUUCUAAUUAACUGCAAUAAAACUGCUAAAACCUGAUAUCACUGUGACAAUUUUAUGUUCUCAAUUGUGAGGCUUAGAGAACCAAGUUUCAAUUAUUUACUUAUGAUUCAUCAGUUAAUUAUUUAACAACAUAAUUCAGGAAUUAAGAGCUGUAUUGUGUUAACAUAGCAUGAGCUCAGUAUAAGUGUGCUACCAUUUUCCUCUAAUAUCAAAAAAGGGUAUAAAUAAAUGAAAAGAUUCAUUACUUUAAA